CGCUUGAUUUGCCUCCGUUCUUUGGAAAGGUGGGGGGAGGCUCCCAGCGCCGGCCCGCCGUAAGACUCAGAAAAGAGGCGCAGAAGAAUCCGCGCGGCGUCGGUGCGCUCGAUCCUCUGCCCGCAGCUCCCCCGCGCUGCUUUUCGGCAGAUCCAAAGUCCUGGCGGGAUUUUCAGCGCUUCGCUUCGAUGUGCUCCUGUCAGCAAAUACAGUUCUCUGUCCUUUGUCUCCAUUUCCUUUCGCUGCUUCUUCUGGCACACGGAGCUACCAGAGUCUACUAUCUGGGGAUUCACGGUGUAGAGUGGAACUACGCUCCAUUGGGAAAGAAUGCAGUUACCGGACAAAGCAUUGCAAAUGACUCUGUCGCUUCCAGUUUCCUCCAACCUGCCAAGGACAGAAUAGGUGGGAUUUACAGGAAAUCAGUCUAUAAGCAAUACUCCGAUUCUACAUAUGCAUUAGAGAUAUCCAAGCCUGCCUGGCUGGGAUUCCUUGGGCCUGUCUUACGAGGUGAAGUGGGAGACACCAUUACUGUGCACCUAAAAAAUUUUGCCAGCUUCCCAUUCACCAUUCAUCCCCAUGGUGUCUUCUACACAAAGGAUUCUGAAGGGGCCCUGUAUCCUGAUAGGUCCUCUGGAGCUCAUAAGGCAGAUGAUGCUGUCCCACCAGGAGGAAACCAUACUUACACGUGGACGGUUCCUGAGGCCCAUGGCCCAACUGCUGAUGAUCCAGCCUGUUUAACAUGGAUCUACCAUUCCCAUGUCAAUGCACCAAAAGAUAUUGCCAGUGGCUUAGUUGGCCCUUUGCUGAUAUGUAAACAAGGAACUCUGAAAAUGCUACCUUCAAGACGCCAUGAUGUAGAUCUUGAUUUCUUACUGAUGUUUAGUGUGGUGGAUGAGAACGAAAGUUGGCACCUGGAUGAAAACAUUGCUUCCUUCUGCACCGAGCCAGACUCAGUCGACAAGGAAGAUGAAGAGUUCAGAGAAAGCAACAGGAUGCAUGCCAUUAAUGGUUUCGUCUUUGGGAACCUCCCUGAGAUCACAAUGUGUGCCGGAGAUCGGGUCUCGUGGCAUCUCUUUGGGAUGGGCAGUGAGAUUGAUGUCCACACUGCCUUCUUCCAUGGACAGACACUGACCAGCCGAGGACACAGGUCUGAUGUGGUCUCCCUUUUCCCAGCAACCUUUGUGGCAGCUGAAAUGGUUCCUCACAAUGUUGGGAAAUGGCUGUUGACCUGUGAGGUCUCUGACCAUUUGCAAGCGGGAAUGGAGGCUCUCUAUGAAGUCAAGCGUUGCUCCUAUCAGGAUUCAGGACCUGACGUAAAAGGGAAACUGCGGCAAUACUACAUAGCAGCCAAAGAAGUGCGGUGGAAUUACGGGCCUUCUGGACUAGACCCAAGUACAGGGAAAAGCCUGCGUGAGCCAAACAGUUUCUCACAGCUGUUCUUUAAGCAAAAUGCCAGUCAACUUGGAGGGACAUAUUGGAAAGCCAAAUACGUUGAAUAUACGGAUGGGACUUUUCGUGUGGAGAAAGAACAGACGGAGGAAGAAAAGCACCUCGGGAUACUUGGUCCAGUGAUCAAAGCCGAAGUAGGUGACACCAUUCAGGUGACCUUUGCCAACAAAGCCUCGUGGCCUUUCAGCAUCCAGCCCCACGGUGGGUUUUACAGGAAGCCGUGGGAAGAAGCCCCACACCAGGAUGAUCUACUCAAAAAUGGAGCAUCCAUCAAGCCAUUUGGCAACUUCACAUAUCUCUGGGUGCUACCACCACAUGUUGGCCCCACAGCCUCUGACCCUCCUUGCCUGACCUGGAUGUAUUCUUCUGCAGUGGAUCCCACAAGAGACAUCAACUCUGGCUUAGUGGGGCCCUUACUCAUCUGUAGGCCUGGCACGCUCAAUGAGAGAAACAAGCAGAGAGGCAUUGAUAAAGAGUUUUACCUUUUGUUUGGUGUGUUUAAUGAAAACCUAAGCUGGUAUCUGAACACAAAUCGGAAGUAUCUGAAAUACACAUUGGGGAAAGAAGAACUGUUUGAGGAUCACAUCUUCAAAGAGUCCAAUAGAAUGCAUGCCAUCAAUGGAUUCCUCUUUGGAAAUUUGCCUCUCCUGGAUAUGUGCAAGGGAGAUACCAUUUCCUGGCACCUGCUGGGCUUUGGCAGUGAAACCGAUGUUCAUGGGGUUGUUUUCCAAGGAAAUACCAUUUUGAUGAAUGGGAUGAGGCGAGAUACAACCAGUCUCUUCCCUCACACCUUCGCCACAGCCCUCAUGCAGCCCGAUAACCAAGGCACUUUUGGUGUGUACUGUCAGACCAGCAACCACUAUCAGAAUGGAAUGAGAGGCAGUUACUCUGUUCGACAGUGUGGGGAAAAGGCCUAUUUUCCAGACCGACAGUAUGGGACAGUGAGAACCUUUUACAUCAUGGCAGAGGAGACAGAGUGGGACUACGCUCCAGACCGCAGCUGGGAGUCAGAAAGGCACAACAGCUCUGGAGAGGAAAGGUAUGGUGACAUAUUUCUCAACCAUGAGAAUGGACGACUGGGCUCCCGGUACAAGAAAGCUGUUUAUAGGGAAUAUACAGAUGGGACAUUCAAGAUCCCGAAGAACAGAAUAGAUGCUGAGCAACAUCUGGGGAUAUUAGGUCCCUUUAUUUGGGCAGAAGUGGGAGAUGUGUUGAACAUCGUUUUUAGGAACAAUGCCACGCGGCCUUACUCCAUUCAUGCCCAUGGAGUCCUGGAAAAGAACCACAGAGACUCCAAGACAGCAGUGCCUGGAGAAAUUGUAACCUAUCAAUGGGAUGUUCCUGAAAGAUCUGGUCCAGGGCCAAACGAUUCAGCCUGUUUGAGUUGGAUCUACUAUUCCACAGUGGAUCGUGUCAAGGAUUUGUACAGUGGCCUCGUUGGCCCCCUGAAAGUUUGUCGUAAAGGGACCCUGGAUUCUAACGGUAGAAGGAGAGGCGUGAGCAAGGAAUUCGCCCUCCUCUUUUUAGUUUUUGAUGAAAAUCAGUCCUGGUACCUUGAGGAGAAUGUGAAGAUUUAUAUCCAAGGGGAUUGGAACCGUUCCCACCAGCAGGAUGAAGAAUUUAUGGAAAGCAACAAAAUGCAUGCAAUCAAUGGUAAAGUAUAUGCAAACUUGCCCGGGCUGGAGAUGUGUGAAGGAGACUGGGUGAACUGGUAUCUGCUGGGAAUGGGCCAGGAGAUUGACGUGCACACCAUUCACUUCCAUGCAGAGACAUUCAUCUACCGGAAUGGCAAGAGUUACCGGGCUGAUGUGGUGGAUCUCUUCCCUGGGACCUUUGAAAUGGUGGAGAUGCAGGUUGGCAAUCCUGGCACCUGGCUUCUUCACUGCCACGUGGCUGACCAUAUCCAUGCUGGCAUGGAAACGCUUUUCACAAUCCUACCCCGCCAAGAUGCAGAACACUGCAGAUACCAUGUAUUCAAAAUUACAGCAGAAACAUCUGAGGAGGUAACUGGAUGUCCUUCUGAAGAAGAUCAUAUUGAAGCUUCUGAAGAAAAAAUUUCCCACGACAUCAUUUUGUUUGGCUCAACGCUAAACCAGGGACAUGUAGAAGCAGCAAUUAUUACUCUUGCUGUUGCUGGGGUGGUGCUCUUCAUCACUGCAAGUGUUCUUCUUGGUGUGAUCAUUCACCUCAAAAGACAAAAGAAGUUGAGACGCAACAAGCGGUCUAUAUUGGACGAAAGCUUCAAACUGAUGCGUAGUCAAAAGCGUGACCUUUAGAAAAGGUCUUGGGAGUUUUUAAGCCAGGCAGUAGUGUAAAUGGCCCAGAAUAGGAUUUAGCAAUCAUUUUCUGAAAAUUCAAUGAGAAAUUUUACUAGUAAGUCCUUCUGCCUAUUAUAUUCACUUUACAUUUUAAGGUUUCAGGUAUCCCAAGUCUCAGAUUAAUUCCCAGAUCCUUACACCCUUAUUCACUGAAGGACAGGACAGGACCUAAGGUAGAGCCCCCCAAAGUUAUGGGCAGUCAAUAAAUUUGAUAAAUAAAUAAGUAAAUCAAUCCAGACUGGAUACUCAGUCAAAAAUCCUUUGGUCAACAGUUUCCAGCUUCUUGCAUCAGCUUAUUCCCUAUCUGAUGCUACAGUACAACCUGAGACCUAGAUCUCCUGCAUUCCUUCAUUCUUGAGGCAAGUCACCAUUCCGUGAGAUUAGCCAAUAUAGUUUGUGCCUGUUGAACAUAAUACUUGGUUAGGGAGAAGCAACAGGCACAGAGAAGGUUCUUCUUCUUUUUCCUUGCCAUGUAUAUUUCCACAUCAUCUUGUUCAAAGUCUCAAAAUAUUCCUUCUCCAAUUUUAUCGGAAUUGUUUGAAAGAAGAACAAAAUUCUUGGCAGUACAUUCAUUUUAAUUAAUGCUAUUCUUCCCAUUCCAUGGGGUCGCGAUGGGUCGGACACGACUUCACAACUAACAGCAACAACAAUUCUUCCCAUUAAUGAUAGUUGCAGAUUUUUUCAUUUUUCCAAAUCUAUUUCAAUUUGAUUCCUCAAUUUAUAGUAAUUAUCUUCCUUCCACGUAAUACAUCUUGAAGUUAAUUGAAUGCCCAGAUAUCUUACUUUCUUUACUAUUUGAAUAUCUAAGUUCUGCAUUAGUUGCUUCUUUUGUUUUUCUCUCAUGUUUUUGACUAUAAUUUUAGUUUUAUCUUUAUUUAUUUAAUCCUGCUACCUCUCCAUAUUCCUCUAUUUGUUGCAUUAACUUUAAACCCGUUGCCAUUGGUUCUUCCAUAAUGAAUACUAAAUCAUCCGCAAAUGCUUGUAGCUUGUGUUCUUCUUUUUUAAUUUUCAUUCCUUUUAUUUCUUUAUCUUGUCUUAUUUUUCUAUUUAAAACCUCUAACGUCAAGAUAAAUAACAAUGGAGAUAACGGACAUCCUUGUCUAAUUCCUUUUCUGAUAUCUACUUUUUCUGUCACUUCGCCGUUUAUUAUUACCUUUGCCGAUUGAUCUUUAUAUAUAGUCUUUUUUUUUUUUAUUUUAUUCAAAAAGUUUUACAAAAAAUUUUUUCCCCCUUUCCCCCCAACCCCUCUCCCUUCACAAACCCCCUCCCCCUCCCCCCCUGGCUUCCCGGAACAAACACAAGGUAUAGUUAAAAAUAAAACAAACAUAUGCUAAAAAAAAAAAAUUUUUUUCCCAAAACUAUUAUACCAAUUCUCCCUCUCUAGCUCUGACUUCCUCCUUACAUAACCAAAUCCUUCAAAAAAUUAACAAUAAACAAUAAUAAAAUAUAUAAAUCAGUAGAACAAAUUAAUCCUAAAAUAUUUAAAACCAGCUAAAACAUAAAAAUCCAAUCCAGUUCAGAGAAUAUCUCCCUUAUAGCUUCUAUAACCAUAUAACCAUAUAAUUCUUUCGGGGA
Messenger RNA from Ahaetulla prasina, 5342 nucleotides. It is a transcript of the gene HEPH, whose product is annotated as hephaestin. Gene Ontology annotation, cellular component: plasma membrane. The transcript has 21 exons. Gene Ontology annotation, molecular function: zinc ion binding; oxidoreductase activity; copper ion binding. The record is from RefSeq and is a predicted model, not a curated record. Bases 189 to 3725 code for a protein of 1178 amino acids. Gene Ontology annotation, biological process: iron ion transport. Lineage: Eukaryota; Metazoa; Chordata; Lepidosauria; Squamata; Colubridae.